Molecule: messenger RNA, 4348 nt
Organism: Austrofundulus limnaeus
Lineage: Eukaryota; Metazoa; Chordata; Actinopteri; Cyprinodontiformes; Rivulidae
Gene: acsl6
Product: acyl-CoA synthetase long chain family member 6
Biological process (GO): long-chain fatty acid metabolic process
Cellular component (GO): endoplasmic reticulum; membrane
Molecular function (GO): long-chain fatty acid-CoA ligase activity
Source: RefSeq, a predicted model, not a curated record
GAGGAAAAGCCGCAGGAGGAAGGAUGCUCCAAACGCUUGCUUGCGCUUAUUUAUUUCUUUUUCCAUCCUUGUUAUUUCUCUCAACAUGCUUUUUGUCGGCAGAAUCCUCCCAGUGAGAGCUGCUGGACCUCUCCAUCCCCUGACCUGACCCCCCACMGCCUGUCUCAGAUAUAUUGUCUCUAGCUCGCGCUCCCUCCCCUCCUCCUCCUCCCUCCUUAAUCUCCCCAGAUUGCCGGAGACCUGCCCGCUGCAGUCGAUGCUGCAGUCCUGAGCCGCUCCUGCACCGGGGACACCUGACUCCAUGAGACAGACAUGCUCGCAUUCGUGUUGGUCUCUGGCUCACUCUGGAUCAUUUUAGAACUGAGUUCCACCCUGAUGGAGAAGAUGCAGGCCCAGGAAAUGAUGAGCGGCCUGAGGAUACCGGAGAUGGACGAGCUCGGUCAGUUUUUCCGCUCCCUGCCAACCUCCACGUUGGUGGGCAUCGGCGCCCUGACCGCUGUGCUGGCAUACUGGUUUGCCACCAGACCUCGCCCCAUCAAGCCCCCCUGCAGCCUGCUGCACCAAUCUGAGGAAGUACCGCAUGAAGGUGGAGGUCGAAGGUCCAUGAUGGGUGACCCGUCCAGACUGCUGACUCAUUACCACGAUGAUGCCAGGACCAUGUAUGAGGUCUUCCAGCGAGGCCUCCACAUAUCUGGUGAUGGACCCUGCUUAGGCUCUCGGCUCCCCAACCAGCCUUACAAAUGGAUGUCCUACAAAGAGGUGUCAGCCCGGGCAGAACAUCUGGGCUCGGGCCUUCUGCACCAGGGUUGCCAGCCAAACCCCAACCAGUUCAUCGGAGUGUUUGCUCAGAACAGGCCUGAGUGGAUCAUCUCUGAGCUGGCGUGCUACACCUACUCCAUGGUGGUGGUUCCUCUCUAUGACACGCUUGGUGCAGAUGCUAUACGGUUCAUUAUUAACACUGCUGACAUCUCCACAGUAAUCUGCGACAAAGUGGAGAAAGCUCAGGUGCUUUUGGAAAACGUGGAGCGGAAAGAAACUCCCAGGCUGCAGAGAAUCAUCCUGAUGGAUGCCUUUGGAUGUGAUGCUGUGGAGCGCGGCAAGAGCUGUGGCGUCCACGUGCACGCCAUCCAGGAAGUCGAGGAAACCCAAAGGGAGUCAUGCUCUCUCAUGGAAACGUAGUGGCAGAUUUUGCAGGAUUCCUCAAAGUAACCGAUAAAGUUAUUUUCCCAAACCAAGACGAUUGCCUCAUCUCCUUCCUGCCACUGGCUCACAUGUUUGAGAGGCUAAUUGAGUCUGUGGUGAUUUGUCAUGGAGGACGAAUCGGCUUCUAUCAGGGCGACAUCCGUCUCCUGCCCGACGACAUGAAGGUUCUGCGGCCGACCAUUUUCCCAGUGGUUCCUCGACUGCUCAACCGCAUGUAUGACAAGAUUUUUAACCAGGCGAACACCCCACUGAAGCGCUGGUUGCUCAACUUCGCUGCCAAGAGAAAAGGUGCUGAAGUUAGCAGUGGAAUCAUUCGCAGUGACAGCAUCUGGGAUAAAAUUUUCUUCAGUAAGAUCCAGGCCAGCUUGGGAGGAAGACUGAGGAUGAUAAUUACAGGGGCAGCUCCUACCUCACCUACUGUCCUGGGUUUUCUCAGAGCYGCUCUGGGAUGCCAGGUUUAUGAAGCAUACGGCCAAACAGAAUGCACGGCAGGCUGCACCUACACCACGCCUGGAGACUGGACCUCAGGUCAUGUUGGAGCUCCACUGCCAUGUAACCUCAUCAAACUGGUGGAUGUUCCUGAGAAAAACUACUUUGCAACUAAGGGUGAAGGAGAGGUUUGUGUGAAAGGGCCAAACGUGUUUAAGGGCUACCUCAAAGACCCAGAAAGAACAGCUGAGACUCUGGAUGCAGACGGCUGGCUCCACACUGGAGAUAUCGGCAAAUGGCUUUCGAAUGGCACGCUGAAGAUUAUUGACAGGAAAAAGCACAUCUUUAAGCUGGCGCAGGGCGAGUACAUCUCCCCUGAGAAGAUCGAGAACAUCUACAUUAGGAGCGAACCUGUUGCCCAGCUCUACGUUCAUGGAGACAGUCUGCAGUCCUGUUUGGUAGGGAUUGUGGUCCCUGACCCUGAAGUGAUGCCUGACUGGGCCAAGAAGAAAGGCAUCCUGGGCACCUACAAGGACCUAUGUAAAAACACUGAAUUGAAGAAAGCAAUCCUUGAAGAUCUGGUGCGUCUGGGCAAAGCCAGUGGCCUUCUAUCUUUUGAGCAGGUGAAGAACAUCUACAUCCACAAUGAGAUGUUCUCCAUUGAGAACGGCCUCCUGACUCCCACGCUAAAGGCCAAYAGGCCGGAGCUGAAGGAAUUCUUCAAGGCGAAGAUCGACGAGCUCUACAGCAGCAUCUGCAUGUGAAUGUGCAGCAGACCUCUUUUUUUCCUCCUUUGAGCAUCCUGACACAAAAGAAAAGCUUUGAGCGGGACAAAAAUGUGUCUCACAAGCCUGAAAAAGCUUGGUAUCAUAAACCAAAAGUGUCCCGACGGUGGGAGAUUUAAAAUGYCUAUAAAGAGGCAAAUUAAAGAAAAAAAAGAAGUGCAUUACAGUACACGCCAAGAUUUAUACCUCUGUCUUAAUUGGGCAUUUUGUGACAAAAAUUAUAUAAUAAGAGGAUUAUUGUUUGCAUUUUAGAUUGAAGAAGUUUGUGUCCUAAACAAAACAAAUCAGAAUCUUGAAAGAAAAAUGGUGCUGCACACUUUAAUGUUGUCCAGCAGAGGGCAGCAUAGACUUGAAUACGCCUAACUUAGUAACACUGCAUUAUGCAAAGAUUGUAUGAAGGAGCCAGCCCUUUAUUUUUUGACAAACCAUUAAAGUGGGGYAAAAAAUCACCAGUCAAUUCUUUUAAGGGGAACAACUCUGUCCAUCAAAAGAAAUCUUUUUUUACAGGUAUUUGUAUCCUUACCGACACAGUAAAUGUAAACAGUGUUGUAUUUGUACCAUUUUUUGUUUGAUUUGUUUUAAAUUAGGCAUUUUAAAUCUCCCCAAAGGUACUUCAAAUCUUCAGAUUUUUUCUAGCUGCAAAAAACCUGACUUGAAUUAUAAGCAUCUCUUAUUUUCCAUCUGUCUCUUUCUCUCUCUCGUCCUCUUUGCAGUGAGCAGCCAAAUUACAAAUGUACACAAGUAACAACGUGGUAUGGCAGCAGAAGUGAUGUCUUUGUGUUUAGUGUAGCUCCAGAAGAAAUCUGAACCUUGUAGGACAGUGAUUCGUUCGUUCAGUCAAGAACUAACUCUCAGCCGUGCCAGUAAGAAGAACUACCCUGAUCUGGCACAAUAAUUUAGAUUAAAUAGCACUAUURAAGACUAAGACCAAGUAGAAAGAAAAUUAAACUGGUCUAGAAUGCUUCUUUUUAAAUGACUGCUGUCUACACUGUUUUUUUUUCUUUUGUUUGUUUUUUGUUUUUUGGGGGGCAUUACGAGCCAGACUACAUUUUUUAUGUUAUUAAAUCAUUCAUUGCAGCAAGACAUUACUUCAUGGUUGUGAUCAAAUAUUCAGCAUGCAUGGACAUUUUCCCUGAGUAAAAGAUCAGCCGAGAGGAACAAUCAUCAAACGCUACAGAUGGUGCAAUCAGCUUUCUUUUUCCAUAUUUUUGCACAAAGAAUGUGUCAGGUUAAGAAAAAAAAAAACAAUUGCAGAACCAAGCGUCAGGGCAGUGCAUGCAGUUUGCCCUGCUAUUCUGGGACAAUUUGCAUUUGGCUUGAAAAUAAAGCCCUGUUUGUUAUUUAUUUCUUUUCUUUUUUUUUUUUAAGAAAAAAAUGGAGGCUGUAUGCAGUUGCCCACAAUGUUUUGAUCUUUGGGCUGUAUGUAAUUUCAGCAAAGCUGAUAAUAAAUUCCUUUCACAGAGAGGAUAUAGAACAAACUCCAACUUUUAAACAAAAACUACAUUUUUUUGGUUCAUUUAAUUUACACAAAGAAAUACUGUAUAGGCUUUUGAAGUUGAUUACCGUCCCAAAGCAUCAAACAAUGUGGAUGUACAUAAAUGAGGACAGCUAGAUGUAGGCAUAUUUAAGAAAUCAAUGGUUUGAAUGAUUGAUUUUUUUCUCUCUCUCUUUUAUGUGUAGUAGGAAGAAAUGUACCUAUUUAUUUAUCUAUUCUGAUGUAAAAUGGAAUCAGCACCAUAUCCUUGUAAUGACUGAGUGCAAUUAAAUUUGGGGUGACUGAGUGUGGGGGAUAGGAGAAGGGAUGUGAAAUAAAUGACAUUCUGGAAUGAUUUUAAACCAGUGCCCUGUCUGUUUUUCCCCCAAUGAAAGUUUGAUAUGUAUCUGUUCUAAAGAUGCCAAAAAAUACCAAAUAAAAUUGAAAGAUACAGAAA